AUGGGAUCGCAGCCACCGCUGGGGGGAGUGUUCCCAUCUCCCCGAUUGCCGGCAUUUGCGGGGCCGGAGAGCCUGGCGCUACCGCGCCUGCCUCGACUGCCUGCCUCUGGACACAAGGCGGGGGACUGGACCAACGCGAUAGCGGCCGGAAUCUUGCUUCUGGCUCUGUUGUGGGUCUUCGCCCUUACCCUCCAGGGAUGGGGUGAAGCAGGGACCUCCAGCUUCGACCCCUCUGUGUCGGUCACCGUCCCCUUCCUGGCAGGUGCGAAGAAAGCGGAGACCCUCUCCCUCUUACUAGCGCGGCUGGCCGAGACCACCCAGAAGACUGGCGGUGGUGGGAACUCUGUUUCUCCUUCAAGGAAGGUGGAGCGCUACUGCCAGGCAGAAGAGUCCCUGUUCGUUCAGUUCGUGAUCCACUGUGGGAUCAACGAGCUGAAGGCUCCAGGGUAUGGCACCAAGGAGAGGCGGCGACCGGCGGCUCUGCAAUGGGCGGCGGUGAGCCUGGCUUUCUUCUACUUGCUCCGGGCCUCCGAGUACCUCGACGCAGGGUACGUGGGUCUGGAAAGAGGCCUCCGCGGGCGAGACCUACGCCCGCUCCGCCUGGCGGAAAUGCGCCAGGCCGACGAACUGACCCUGUUUAUCAGGGGCUCAAAAACCGACGUCUACAACCGAGGGGAGUAUCGGAAUCAUUAUCGAACCGGGCUCUCCCUGACCGCAGCUAUCGAACUUUUUGAGGCGUUCCCAACCCGCUUCCCAGGAGGACCGGAGGCGGACGACCUUUUGUUCAGGGACAAAGAGGGUAAGCCGCUCCCUCGCGCCCUGAUCACGGUUUUGAUCCAAAAGGCCGCCGAAGCCUUGGGCGAACCAGAGGGUUCGCUCGGAACUCACAGCCUCCGAUUUGGAGGCGCCUCAGCCUUGUGGGCGGCCUUUGGGAAUGCCGCCCUCGUCAAGAGGUUCGGGAGGUGGACCUCAGAGAGCUACCAAACUUACAUUUGGGACGCUCGCGCCACCUCCCGCGAC
This is a messenger RNA of Symbiodinium pilosum, 1020 nucleotides long. The record is from the annotation of a GenBank genome assembly. Lineage: Eukaryota; Dinophyceae; Suessiales; Symbiodiniaceae.